This is a messenger RNA of Lachnellula hyalina, 1023 nucleotides long. RefSeq lists its product as uncharacterized. The coding region runs from base 1 to 1023 and encodes 340 amino acids. Lineage: Eukaryota; Fungi; Ascomycota; Leotiomycetes; Helotiales; Lachnaceae. The record is from RefSeq and is a predicted model, not a curated record. The transcript has 3 exons.
AUGCCUUCUCUAAUCCACCUCCUCCCACUCCUCGCUCUCGUCCACGCCCAAGGCGUAAUCCUCUCGGCGCAAGGCAGCAGUGGCUCACCAGCCUCGCUCCCCCUCCAAGUCCUCCUCAACCAGGCCGAUGCAAACGUUAUCAACCAAGCCGAGAUCGCCGGCAACGUCGUCAACGAGUGUGGUCGCACCUUACUCAGUGGUAACAUUGACAUUGGGGAAAACACCGAAACGCAACUCGCUAACAAGACCGUCACGAGUGUCACAAAGGGAGGAAAUGUUGAUGUGACGAUAAGUCCAGGGGGUGCGAAUGGCGCGGGGCCAUAUACUUGUGAUGUGGACCCGACGUCCAACGCAGACGGAGUUAGUGGACAGCUGAACGUGACGGUCAAGGAGACAGAUAGUACGGGGUCUAUCAAACUGGCACUUACUAUGCCAUCAGAUCUAGCUUGCGUCGGAGCCUCCACUGGAAACAUCUGCACAGUCCGCUGCUUCAACGCCGCAGCCAAUGGUCCCUUUGGCGGUUGUUUCGCCGUCCAACAAACAGACGUUACCCCUGCCGUCAACACACCCGAUAACAUCCAAACCGCGCAAACACUCGCUGGCAUCAACGAGCAGGUUGCAGAGAACCAGAAAGAUUUACCGGCUGCGAUUACGGGGAACCAGGAAGCCACCAGCGGGACAGAGCAGGAGCAGGGUGUUUUGGCCGUCGAUAACCUCCUCAACAUUGACAGCACAGCCAGUGCCACCGCAGCCAUAGCAGCAGUAAGCACCGCUGCAUCAGCAGCAGCCAGCACCGGUAAAGCCAAGGGGUCCGGAACUGGUGCAAAGGGGGCAGCCGGUGCCGCUGCCGGUGCCGGUACUGGUAAAGGCGCGGCAAAUGGCGCUACCGCUAAGGGAGCUGGAAAUGCUGCUGCUGGUAAUGCUGCUGCUGGUAAUGCGGCUGCUGGUAAAGCUAAAGGAGCUGGUGCGGCUACUGCUCAGGGUGCGAAGGGCGGAAAGGCUGCUAGGGCGUUUAUGGCUUAG